Hirsutella rhossiliensis is the source of this 201-nucleotide messenger RNA. RefSeq names its product nucleolar RNA-binding protein, nop10p family domain-containing protein. Gene Ontology annotation, biological process: rRNA pseudouridine synthesis; ribosome biogenesis; positive regulation of telomerase RNA localization to Cajal body. Lineage: Eukaryota; Fungi; Ascomycota; Sordariomycetes; Hypocreales; Ophiocordycipitaceae. The transcript has a single exon. Bases 1 to 201 code for a protein of 66 amino acids. Gene Ontology annotation, cellular component: box H/ACA telomerase RNP complex; box H/ACA snoRNP complex. The record is from RefSeq and is a predicted model, not a curated record. Gene Ontology annotation, molecular function: box H/ACA snoRNA binding; telomerase RNA binding.
AUGCAUCUCAUGUACACGCUCGACGCGCAGGGCAACCGCCUCUACACGCUCAAGAAGGUGGCCCACGGGCAGGUGACGAAGUCUGCGCACCCGGCGCGCUUCUCGCCCGACGACAAGUGGUCGCGGCAGCGCGUUACGCUCAAGCGCCGCUUCGGCCUGCUGUUGACGCAGCAAAAGGACGAGGGCGAGGCCGCGCAGUAG